CUGGAAUCCAGGUAGGCCCACAUUGUCAUUUUUCCCUCCGUUCAGUGGCAUUUGCCCACUUGCCAACCACUCCCACACUCUUCCGUUACCCUCCGUCUCAGUUUCCUUGGCAAGUGCGUAGAUGGAGUCGGAGACGAGGAAGACUCCAUUGAUCGCGAGCCCAGUGCCGGGAAUCGGCGCCGGCGACAGGCUGAGCUCUUUGCCGGACGAAAUCAUCUCCCACAUUCUCUCUUUCCUGCAAACCAAGUACGCUGUCGGAACCGCUGUACUGAGCCGGCGGUGGAAGGAUCUAUGGGUUAGGGUUUCCAGUCUCGAUCUCGACAACUGCUUGGUUUACAAGCCUCUGAACCGGGAAAUCGCCUUCCGGAGCUUGCCGAUGGAUGAACAGCAAAAAUAUCUGUAUGGUAAGGUCCCGGAUCCAGUUUCAGAGAUUCUUGGGAGGAGAGAUUUGGAGUUCUGCCGCUUCGUGGACAGGGUGCUGAGCAAGCACAAGAAUCUCGAUUCUCUGAGGCGUUUCCGUUUCCACUUCUCGACACUGUUGCAUAAAAGAAAUCAGGCCUCGCCCGAUUCUUGGUUUGAGAGAGAAUUGGUGUUUGGUCCUCUCCUUGAAGAGAUUGAUGUCUCGAUUUCGGGGGAGACAGAUUUCGGAAUUCCCCAAUGUUUCCGCUGCAUUCCAGAGAGCUUCUAUGCUUUGAGGAAUCUGAAAGUUGCGAAGCUUGGUGGGUUUGUGCUAGGUGCAGUAGAAGAGUCCGUUUUUCUUCCCAGUGUGAAGAUUUUACAGCUUUGGCGUGUGGUGGUUGAGGACUUUAACUCAUUAGGCAGGUUCCUUCAUGGUUUCCCUUCUUUAGAGACUGCUCAUUUGCAGUUUUGCUUCCCUUCAAACAGGGGCGAGGAUGAAGUGCUCGAAAUUUCCUUGCCAUACUUGAAGAACUUGCAGAUUCUCGAUGAUCCUGAUGUUUAUUAUCCUGAUGGUGAUUAUGGUACGGCGUGCGCUAUUGUACUCGAAGCACCCAAGCUUGAGGAUCUUCAUUUUGAUGUGACUAGUACAGACUUCGACAUGGUUGGUGGCCCAUUUCCUUGCCUCCAUUCAGCAUAUGUUGAUAUUGGCGAUUGUGAAAGCUCGGAUCAUCUCCAGAUGGAAGUUCUCACUCGAAUCUCUUACGCAAAGGAAAUUACAUUUGGGCAGUGUAUGAGGCAUAUGUUAGUUACCAAUGAUGUACAAUUUCCGGAGUUUCCCAACUUGACACAUUUGACGAUGCAAAGUAUGUGCAGCAGACGGGUUCUGCACUCCUUGCUCAACUCAGCCACCAAGUUACAAUCUCUUGUUAUUUACCUGGGGGGUGACCGUGGACAACCAGGUUGGGAUCGGAGGUCAGAAUCUUAUACAACGCCCAAGUGUCUGUUAUCAAGCCUCGAGGAAAUCGAGAUCAAGGAUAUUGUAGAGUACGAGGACGAUGUGGAACUUGUUGCUUAUUUGCUCGAGGUUGGAGCUGUCCUGAAGAAGGUGAACCUUGUGCUUUCUUGUUAUGGUUAUAAAGACACGCAGAACCGCAAAGCUCUUGCUUCACUUCUUAAACGCCCGAGAAGAUCAAGCUCGUGUGAGGUUCGUCUUAUACUUCCCAACAACGAGGAGUUUCGUAUUGAUAGUGACCAUGAGUCGGACAUUGACGAUCACCACUGCCACGUCUUCGAUGAAGAGGAUUCUUAGAAGACUGGUGGUGAGUAGAAAGAAGCAGCUGAGUAACACGAUGAAGUGAUGCUAUAGUAGAUCAGUUUGUCUUUCUGAAGUAGUAACUGUCGGUAUCCUUUGGUUCAUAAAGGUAGGUUUACGCUGUUAUUUAAGUUGCUUAGGAAGCUUCUUUCACUGUUUGUUGUACCGUAGAAAGUGUCUAUCCAAGUUUUCUCAUGCUUUGUCUUUUGAGAACAUGGAAUGCUAGCUUGAUGAAAUGGAAGGAUUGAUCACAGUGACUUCCAUUUAGAUCGCGGUAUGGAAGGGUUUAAGGAAGAGUGUACAUGGGCUAGUGUCAUUGGGAUUUUCAGGCCUGUUGAAUUGCCCGGCCCAAAACUGAGUCCAUGUGAGCCGAGCUGCUUGCGAGCGACUCGGCGUUCGACUCGAGAAAAGCUCGUUCGAAACUCGACUCGUUAAUAAACGAGCCUAACACGAGCUCACCUUUGUUCAGCUCGUGAAGCUCGCGAGCUAGCUCGACUCGGUGGCUUGUUGAGCUAAACUCGUGAGCUGGCUCGUUUAGAGCUCAUGAUAUGUCUUGACAUUGGCUAGGGAGCCAACUCGAUUACGAACUUAUGGACCAAUCAAUCUAUAUCUUAUGA
Linum trigynum is the source of this 2328-nucleotide messenger RNA. The record is from the annotation of a GenBank genome assembly. Lineage: Eukaryota; Viridiplantae; Streptophyta; Magnoliopsida; Malpighiales; Linaceae.